Messenger RNA from Protopterus annectens (West African lungfish), 10469 nucleotides. RefSeq names its product archaelysin family metallopeptidase 1 (gene AMZ1). The coding region runs from base 405 to 1901 and encodes 498 amino acids. Gene Ontology annotation, molecular function: metallopeptidase activity. Lineage: Eukaryota; Metazoa; Chordata; Ceratodontiformes; Protopteridae. The record is from RefSeq and is a predicted model, not a curated record. Gene Ontology annotation, biological process: proteolysis. The transcript is spliced from 8 exons.
AUAAAAGCUUCAGUAUGCAGUCCACCCCCUCCUCCAUGAUGUAAAACUGUAAGUGUGCAGGCACUUAUUGGACAUGAGCUGUGUUUCCUGCACUCCUGAUCCCCACUCAUAGCAUAAAAAAGUCUGAAAGAGGAAGUCCUGCUAAAAGUCUUGCCUGAAUUUAACAGGAAAAAGGCGUUUUCUGAACUGAGAACUCCCAGUUGUGCAUUCAUCUGCCUGUAGGGUGAAACCAGCUGCUGUUAGAAUGAGAUGCAUACACUUUAAGUUACAAAGGAUAGUGGAUUGCUGAAAAAAAGAAGAAAGAAACAAAGUGUUGGCAAGUUAUGCAAGUUCAGAAUGGAAUUUGGAUAAACAACUUCUCUGAAGACUGUAAGGCACCCUGAAGUGUUGCCUGAUAUGACAGCAUGCUACAGUGCAGACCCAGCGAGGAGUUUACAUUUGGACCACGUGCUCUGAAAGAAGCUCUCAUCUCAAACAACCCCAUCCUGAAGGACAUCUACAACAACACUUUCACCAAUACAGAAAAGCACUUCUUGUCUGAGGCCUACAAUCAACAGCACACCCUUUUCAAGCCCGUGUUGAUUCGCACUGCAUUUGACUGGUUCUUGAGUUGUCCUGAAGCUCCAGAAGAUUUUGAAAGCUUCUAUAAAGCCAAAGAGGAAAGAAAAGUAAGAUUAAGCAAGAAGAACAUCUACCUCCAGCCCAUUGGAGUUGAUGAAACUAUACCUUGGGAUUCCCUGAACUUCCUAUUAGGCAGUCUUAAGACCUACUUAGAAGCCUUCUUUCCGGGGACAAGGGUGAAGAUACUGUCAGCUCUGCCUGCAUCCUCCAUACAAACCUGUACCAGAUGCCCCUCUAAUACAAAGAAGCUUCAGCUGCAUACAGAUGGCAUUCUCUUGCACCUCAAGAAGAUAAAGCCCACAGGAGCUUGUUUUGUUGUUGGGCUCCUGCUUCAUGAUAUCUAUCCCUCUGACCACUGGAAUUACACAUUUGGAAAGUCAUUCCCACAGCACGAUGUUUCCGUCUGCAGUUUUUCAAGAAUUUUAACAGACUUCAGUCAGAGUGCUAUAACAGCAUCUGUAUCUACUGCAGAGAAUCAGAUGGCUAAUGAAAAUGAUGUCACCACAAGUGGGUGGAGCCACUCUCCAUCCUUUAGCAUAAAUGAAAUGAUGCAAUGCUGCAAGAUAACUUGUCAUGAAGUUUGUCACCUGUAUCAACUGGGAAACUGUCGCUGGCUGAGCUGUGCAAUGCAGGGAGUGACAAGCAAAGAAGAUCUAUUUCUGCGCCCUCUUCAUCUCUGCCCAAUAUGCCUGAGAAAGUUACACAAUCUGCUUGGAUUCAAACUUAUUGAACGCUACCAGAAACUCCAAAGCUGGGCCUCAGGUGUUUUAUCCUUUACUACGAACAAAACAGCACUGAACAGGUCAGCCUCCAAGGACCCCAUUUCUUCCCAAUCUGACUCAGGAGUGUCCUGUGAGAAUGACUUAGAAUCGCCAAGUCCUGAUCGAUGCAGUCAGGGAUUAUUAUUUGUAUCACAAGAAGAGUGCGAACCAAUAGCUGAGGAGUCCCGGGAAAGUACGGUUACUGCACUGACGCCCACAUCGGUAGACGCUUUCGAGGAGUAUCAAGCAUGGCUGGAGGCCUGCAUUGCUAUGCUAGGAAGAGACGUUUCCACAGAGGAACUUUGUAAGCUCGAUGAUGCUGCAGAUGCUAUGGCUGCAUAUGACAUCAGUACAUUGAGACCUCAUAUGGUACAGAAGACACCCCCUACACAGAGGGAGAAUCAAGGACUCCGUAGGUUCUUAGAGAAAAAAAUACACUCAUUCUGCAAAAUAAUCAACACCAAAAAUUUGCACUGGACAGAUAGGCUAUCACUAGAUACAAUUUCAGAAGAAAAUUAAGCUGGGAUUUUUGGUGCUUGAACACAAGCUUCUUUUUUGGUGUUUGCACUCACAAAAUGAGGUAAAGUGAUUAGACAUCAUGGACGUUGUUACAGAAUGAUUUUUUUGCUUUCAUCACAGCUUCCUCCAUUAACCAGUUUCUGAGUCAUUGUAGAUAUUAGUUAUUUAUACCUGCUCACUGUAGGUAUAGUGCUGUCAGCUGUUUGACCUAUAGAGUUAGUUCUGCUCUGCCUGACAGUAGAAGAUGCGCACUCACAAUCACUGAUUUCUGAUUCAGCUGUCUUUCAUAUAGAGGAUUAGCCUUUAAUCAUGGGGGGGCUGUAUUUGCAGCAGUGAAUUAUACCAUUCUGUAAAUGUCUGCAACCUGCUCAGAAGAGCCUUGUUUUCAAUAAAAAAAACAUAUCUGCUAGAAAUCAGCUUGUUGCUAGAACCUUUUUAACUUCGUUUAUGUGAUUAGAUCACAGAAGGGGAUUCACAGAAUGCUUGCACACAUGGAUUGAAAAAUGCUGUGAAUAAAAAACAAACAAACCAAAAAAAACGGAUAGAUAACUUAGCUAGUAUAUGAUAUUUAGGUAACUAUCUUCUCACAUGUAUAUUAGGUUGCUACUGAUGGGUAAGUAAUUGAAGAAAAACAAAAGUUAAUAUAUUUUCCAUUAUGCUAUACCUAUAUGAAGUGUGUCAGUCUGUGGUAGCAAUCAUGAAUAUAUAUCACAGGUAUUAGAAGCACUCAGCAUUUUGAAUGUGUCUCCCUCAGUUUAUGAGAUGCUACACAGCUCGCAUCUUUUCAGUUUUUAUUUGCAUUUGUCUUGGUUUUCUGAGGCUACAUCAUACAGGUAACCCUGAUUAAAAGGGAGAGAGUAACCAGGUAGGGAUAUUGGUGCUAGACAGUUGCUUGUUGCAGUGCGCUAGCAGGGAAGAACAAGAGAAUGACUGCAUGCCUUAGGUCUUGGUAGGGGGUUGGAUGGGAAGUUUGUGUUACUAAAGGUGAACACACUUCUUACAAUUCUAAUAUUAUAAGUACACAACUUUCACAUCAGAGAGCUGUGGGGGGAGGGGUAGUACUCAUUUUUAUCUGCUCCUCCAUAACCUCAUGCUAAUCCUUCAUAUAUCAGUUUGAAACUCUUACACAUACAUAAAACAUACUAAAUAUAGCACCCCCCCAUUCUUCCUUCAUUAGGCCAGUCAUAAAAUACAGUGCAACAUUUGGAAUGUACUGCUGCAUGCUGCAAACAGUUUGUCGGGCUAGAAAGACUGCAAUGUUUUCUAACUAAAAAACAUUUGGGUUGUUACUGUUGCUACUUUUGGCUUAAAAGAAGGGUUUGUAAUUAGCCUACUAUUUCUUUAUGAAAUAUCAAGUAAGGUAGUUUUACACUCAAGUCCUGCACUCCUGCAGUUCUAAAACUCUUCUGUAUGGUGUUAUACCCACUAGGAACAGAGUUUUCCAAGACAGGUAUUUGAGAUCUGUUGUAAUAGCUAAAUUCAAUGGGGGGGUGUCAAUGGAUCUUAAGUAAAAGAUACCUUUUAAGAAUAUCUUUAACGCUGUUAUAAGAACAGCAGGUGCUGGUCUUGAUAUUAAAGGUUAGUUGCUAAGUGAACCUUAACAGAUGAAUAACUAAGGCCUUUCCUGAAAAUGUCUGCCAGGUAUCUUAAACCUUUGUCCAGGGGUGACAGCCAAAAUUCAGUGCCUUUCUUAGCUACCUAGUGGACAUGCAUUUUCCACUUAAGUUUUCCUUGUCAAUGGCUUCUUUGAGAAAACAGUGCACAUCUGAUGUUGUAAAUCUUCAUUCAUUCCUUACUGAUAGGAUUUUGGUUCCAUCCUUGGAACUGACCCGGCCAAUACACAAGCUCGUGCCAGCCAAAAACUCUCAAACUAAGUCCUACCCAUAGUGCCCCUCAUCUCCUUCUCUUCAGAUUGAGUUUGCCCACCCAGUAUAAGACAGUGGAAAUAAUAGAGAUAGUUGAGGCAAUGUAGGCCUUAUCUGAGUAAAUACCUUAUCAGGCAGACAGGAGUAUAAAUUUCAUCUUGCCACCCUGAGCCUGUACAGCUUUUAUAAGGCAGAGCCACAGUUCUGUUCUCUGACAUAAAGGUUUUGCAGGCUGUGGAAGCCUCUGUAUACCCAAGAAAGGUAUAACUCCACAUGAAGGUAAUAUAUGACUAGAUGUAUUGACUGAUGUCCAUGAAAUUUAACAGUCUAAUCAGAUAAACUGCAUGACUGGCUAGAUGCUCUGGGGAGGUCAUAGCAAAAAAACACUCAUCUAGAUAAUGAAAUAUUUUAGUCCAUAGUAGCCCAUGGUGGGACGAUAGCACCAACUGCACUCUGUGAACAACCUGGGGUUGCAGGAGAUUGAAGGGCAGGCUUCUGAACUGGUAGUGUUUGCUAAGUACUUCCUGUAUUCCUUGGCAAUUUUUAUAUGGGGGUAGGCAUCCCAGAGGGCCAAAGAACAUAUCCAAUCACCAUUUGAUAGGCAAUGAAGGAUAGUUUUCACUGAGCUUAUCUGGGACAUUUCAUUGGUUAUGAACUAGUUUAGACUCUGGGACCUUUUUAUUGACUAUGAACUAGUUUAGGAAAUUGUGGUCUUGAAGGACUUGUUGUCCUUUGGCUUUUUUAGCACCAAAAAUAUUUUUUAAGAGUAAACAGAAUCAACUCAAUGGCUGCAAUUUCUGGAUCAAAUUAACCCACUAGUCCCUUUAUCAGAGUGAGAGACCUGUGGCUUAUUUGUUCCCCACUCAAGGUGAGAAUUGGGUGUUAGGGAGCAGGCUUGUCUGCGGAUCCUAUGGACUGUCUCUUCCCCACCACCAUGGCAGCCUUGUGAAUUUAGCUAUAGCUGCCUUUGGAAGAUGCAUGUGCACUUCAUUGUAUGAGCAUCCUCCCAAGCAAGUGUCAGACCACGUGCAGUACGGGACUUGCUGUACUUUUCAUGUUGUAAAUGUAGUGUGCCUGGCUUUCUACCCCUAGGAUGGGUAAGCCAGCAAAGGCCACUCACUUCCAACUUCCCUUUACUGGUCUCUCCAGCACUCUUGCCAUUAGUCAAACAUGGGCCAUCUGAGUUGCAGUCAGGGCUUUAUCCUUCUGCACUGUGGGGUUGGGUACUAUAAUCAUAAGAAGCAGCCUUGACUUAUGUGGUUUGAUGGGACCUUUUGGAGGGCUCUUUUUGUACAGGAAGUUGGUCACCUCCGGCCCUACUUCCUUUUUUUUUUAAGAGAUGUGGAGUUAGGUAUGGUCUUCAGUUGUGAGAAAACCAUGAAGAAAAUAAUACUGUAAACUCUGGAUAUUAUGCUUCUAUCUGAUUUAACCCCAGUGACAUUUGACCACUCUUCAAAAUGGGGGGGGGUCAAUUUUCCCCUAACUGCCUCCAGAGGGAGGCAACUAGGGAAGCCUUCAGGAGUACUGCUGACUGUCUGUGAGAUGCAUCUUUGCCUACAGAGUUGUUAGUGUCAUUGAGGUGGCCUGGGUUCUGGCCCCUUUGUGCUCCCUCUUGGUGAUUCUGCUGUGUCCCAUGCUAGAAUCAUAUCUGACACUGUGGAGCCUGGAACUUGACUUCCACAGCUGUCAGGGGUUUGCCUUUCUCUUCCACAUUUUUAAGGUGCCUACUGAUCACUUCACUAAACAGAAGAGGUCUUGUAAAGGGGUAUCUAAAAACACCACUUUAGUAUCUUCUACAAAGUCUGUAAGACUGAGCCACAAAUGCUAUCAUACUGUAAUGCUUGGAAACAUUGCUCUGUCCAAAGCUCCAGCCAUGAUGUAAAUGGCAUGGGCUAUGUAGUUCAUUAUGCUGGAGGAAGUGGCUGCCUGGGCCUUGAUCACUUUCUUUUUGGCCCAUCUAGCAACUCCGCUGUUAUCUGGAGCAUUUCAUCAGUGAUUUCUGUCUGGAAAUAGGCUAUAUAGGUUACGUAGCUCAGUAUACUCAAAGAAAAGAUGGAGGACAUGAGUGCCCACUUUCCAAAGUAAUCUGUCACACUGGUUGCCCUGCCUAGUGGACAGAUAGUGUGGAUCUGAAUAGUAGAAGCUCAGAAACAUAACAUAUUGCGAGUACAAUGCCUGAAGAAAUUCUUGUCAUGACUGAACUUGAUACAGUGCAAUGAAGAACUGAUGGUUUGAGAGGUGAGAUGCACUAUAGAAGCUAGAAGAGACAGCGGUCUGCCUAAAGAUGUUCCAAGUGCUGAGCAGAGCUAAUGUCUGCAGCAUAUAGUUGUGAAUGUUACCAAACAUGGAUCACUUCAUAAGAGAUAUACAGUUGUACAGCAUUGUUUAUAAUGUAAAAGAAUACAGUCAGUAAGGCAGAUGAUUUUCUUACAGUUGGCCAUGUUCUAGAGAACUAAAAUCUGUAUUAUUACUUUGUGGACUAUUUAAUGGUAAGAGACUACUGGCUGUUAUGGCAUAUUAGUAUAUAUUGUACUACUGCAUUGUCCCUUCCUAUUGCAUCAUGGGAGUCCAAAGACAAGAAGUGGUGUAUUUCGGCACUAUUUCAUGACAGCAGUUUAAGGACCAGCAUACUGUGCUGCCACAGCUGUUUGAUAGCUACAGAUUAAAGUUCCUGCAUGUACUGCUUUUAUACUGGUACCAUUGUAUUACAGCCUUUUUGAAACCAUGUGCUGGUUUUAUACUGGUACCAUUGUAUUACAGCCUUUUUGAAACCAUGUACUGGUUUUAUACUGGUACCAUUGUAUUACAGCCUUUCUGAAACCAUGUGCUGGUUUUAUACUGGUACCAUUGUAUUACAGCCUUUUUGAAACCAUGUACUGGUUUUAUACUGGUACCAUUGUAUUACAGCCUUUUUGAAACCAUGAUGUAUUUUUCUUAUAACUAGCUCUGACUCAUGUCAGUAGACAGAUAAGCAUAUUUCACAUAUGACAAAGUGAACAAAAGACCACUGGGACUUUCUCGUCCCGAGGAUGAUUCGGCUAUCCCAAUAUGCAUUCAUCCUUUUCUUUUCCACACUGAGAGCCUGUGUUUCUACUUUUCCCGUCCCCUUUUAAUUGUUUGCUGUGUUAUAUUCUAAAACUCAAUGCACCGAUGAAUUACAUGUUGUCAACAUGUCUGUUAGCAGUUCUUUCUUGUCUCUGCCCUGAAAUGCUCCCUUCGGUUAGUAUAUUAUGGUUUGUGCUUCUUCCUGCUCUCUCUUUCAUUUCAAACUCCAUGUUUGCACACAUAUCUUAACACUCCAGGCCACCCAUCUUUAAACUGUCCCCAUUAUUGUCUCAAAUACCUUUUGCAAUCUUUGUUAUUGGUGUCUAUAUCCCCUGUUUAUUUUUCCUGUCAUCUGGACCCCAGAUCGCUGCAUUGUACUCUAGGAAAUGUAUACCCUCUACCAUCCUUGUGUCUAUACUCCUGGCUUGGUAUUCAGAUAUCUUAUUUCUUCCAUCUGCUGUGUUGCCAUAUUUGAAAGAAAUUAUUUUGGUGUGCUAUUAAUUAACAUCUGCAUCUAACUGCUGUUCUACCGCUUCCUCUAAUUUGCUACCAGUUUCUUGAGAAGGUAAGCUGUUUUAAGGUUUUCUACUUAUCAAAGUGUAUCAUAAAUUCACAGGAAGGGUAAGUGCCAGGGCAUGUGUCUGGGGGGGGGGGUGCCAAAUAAAUUGACAGUGUGCAAGUUUUCAAAUAAAUCUUUUCUUUCAAAACUAGCAAAGCAUUAUAAAGUUGCUAUAUAAUAACUUUUUAUUACCUAAGAAAAGGAAUAAGACAAUUUAAAAUCUUCCAAUAAGUGACUGCAAUCAUGAUCACUUAUACACAGUGGGGGUGCCAAAUGGGCACAUCAUCAGGGGGUGCCAGAAUCCCCUGUUACAGCUUUAGUGAAUCCCAUCAAACCUUUUGAAGAUGAAUCCUGUUACAGUUUGAUGUACUUCACACACAAUCCCUUGUAAGCUGCUUCCUGUUACCAGUCUGACUGUGGUAUCAUCUACAAAUACAUCGACCAUGUUCUUCAGACAGUUAGUGGUGUUUGAGAUAAAAAUGCUGAAUAAUGCUUGCUGCUGGAGUAUUUUCAGCAGUAACCUACUUGUCCCUGUAUAUCCAAUGAUAUGCCCCUUUACCAGCACUCUUUGUGUUGUGUAUGUGCCUUUAUGUACAGUGUGUAAAAACAUUGAUAAAUAGGGAGAGAUAACAGCUCUAAUGCAGUGUGUCGUUAACUUACAGUACCUGUCACUGAGCAGAUGCAUCAAGCUCAGGUAUAGUGCUAGGAUCAAGUUUAACAAAAUGAGAUUUCAGCAAGUUUGUUAUCAUACUUUAGGAUUAAGUUCCCGAGUGUAUAUGCCUGCGCACAUUUGUGCAUAUGUUAUUUAGUGAAUAUACUACAUUACUCCCUCUUUCUGUUUUAACCUCAGCAAAGAACAACAUGGCCAUGACCUACAGGCCAUCUUUUAAUACUAUAAGCAUCAGAAUACUUUCUCAAAUGUACGUAUUAUUUGGCUGGAUUUGCCAUUGUUGUUUCUGAACAGCUGAGCUUUAACCACAGGUAUUAUCAUAUUUUGGGUAUCAAUUUGCUUUGGUUUCCCAUAAUAUUGUCAAACAGCAUUAUCAUUUUACUUAACAGUACUCAUUUACUGACAUUUAAGAACUUCCAUUGCUCGUUUUUAGUACAAAUUAUAUUGUCUUUAAUCAAAAACAUACCUUUCUCUCCAUUAUUAAGGCCCUCUAAACAUCAUUUCUUAGGCCCACAUAGAAUGGAACAAUGACCUGGAGAGACUUUUUGUGAGUGCCACCUACCUGAAAUACUGUGGUACCAGCUCCCAUGUCUGUGUCACCACGUGCUCUUGUUUGACUUUGAUCAUUCAUCCCUUGCUGGUUUGUCAUCCUUCUCAGUGUCUGAAAUUGUUUGGUCAUCUCCACUGGAAGUGCUGUUUGUCAUUCAUCUUUCUUUGACAGAAGGUCUGGUCAGACAUUCACUUUGUGUUGGCAUGACUUUGAGUUUUCUUUGUACAGGAAGAGUUUAGAGGCUGGCCAUCAUCGGUUCCAUGGCAUUUCUGUGCUCAGUGACUGUUUCUACAAAACCUGUCUAUUCACUAGUUCUACACCAUCUGGCUGAUUUUAACUGGUCUGUAGCUUCUCAAUGUACCCUGUUCCAUAUCAACAGCAAAAGUGGGCCUGUCCCUUGAAAUAACUCGCUCCAUUUAGCAUUUUUCAAUUUUAUAAUCCCUGGCCAAGAACUAGAAUUCAGUACAAAGUUUUACAAUGGUCACUCAUUCAUAUGCUGAAACUGUGUGAAUCUAUGCAAAUCUGGCUUUAGUAAUGCCGAUGUAAAAAGAACAUUGAUAUAUAUGAAUAGAUUUGUCAGUGUAGUACAGGUCACUAUGUUGCGUGAAAAUAAAUUUAAUCUGCUUUAUGCUGCAUGGGGUUUACAUCAAGCCUCAUAUUUUUCACAGUCUUCAUAGAAAGUUAUAUAAAUUAUAGUGGCUGCCUCUGUUAAUGAAUGGCUUGGGAUGCUCUGGACACCAAUAUUUUAUUAAACAUUUAACUUCUUAGUAAAGUAUAUUAUAGUUUUUGUAUCUUUCAUUUUUACCUUGGGAUCAGGGCAUUAGGCAUUGCUCUAACCUUGUAAACAGGUUCAUAGAUUAUUAUGUUACUAUGUUAACUGCCCUUGUGGAUCAUUUUAAGCUAGCCAAUUACCUCAUGUGAGACCCAAACCCUGCACCUUGGGUCUGUAAGGUAAACAUCUUAACCAUUAUGUCAACCUCUCACCCCAAAACUGCGGGCAUUUGGUUUUCAAUUCAGUCUUUGCAUUUCUACCUUUAAGAAUUUUCAUUUACUAUUAAAACUGUCAUGUCUUUUAUCACCCAUGGCAAAAUUUCAUCUGUGACAAGUUUGUUAGCAAUCUUAGCUGCCUCCUUCAGUAUUUUUCAACAGAACACCAUUGUAGGUCAGUGUUUAUAACCCAUAAACAAUGCUUUCUGCUCUACAUUAUAUGCAGGUAAUUGUAAAUUCUGCCUUUUACCUUUGUAUUUAAGAAGUACAGUUAUUUUACCUCUUGGAGAGACAUUUGCUCUGAUAAGUGUGUGUUUAUUUUGUGUUGUUUUGCUACAGUUUUUAACUGAACAUCACUGCACAGUUACAAUGGAGGCCUAGGGAGAAAUGUUCACUUUUUACAGAAAAUGCAAUGUAACCAAAACCAUAACAAUUGGAUAAGUGACAGCCAAGCUGUCAUAACACUGUUUUGUAUACAUGACAGAUUAUACUACUCCCUAACUCUUGUGACUCUUAGGUAAACAGAAUUCUAAUUGUCAUUAAUCAGCAUUAUGUAUUAGAUGCAAAUAUAUAUACAUUGUACAUAACUGUUUUAUGUUUAGCUUCUCUAUUUAGUCUUUUACAUUUUUGUUUGCUUAUAUUUACUUAUGAUGUAGGUCAAGUUUGCAGUUUUAUGUACAGUCACUUUCUUGUACACUAUUUAUGUAAUUUGGUACUAUGUUAAAUACUGUAUCUAAUGUUUGUAUAUGUUUACUGCAUUUCUUAAGGAAUUUGGGUCAUGGCUGAAAAGGGUCAUGCUUACUAGCCGAUAAAACUAGUUAACAAAAUACAAUAAAUAAACAAGCAUAUUUGCAGUUUAUCAUACUCUACCAAGUACUUUGGAACAGUUGUA